This is a messenger RNA of Letharia columbiana, 399 nucleotides long. RefSeq lists its product as uncharacterized. Lineage: Eukaryota; Fungi; Ascomycota; Lecanoromycetes; Lecanorales; Parmeliaceae. The record is from RefSeq and is a predicted model, not a curated record. The coding region runs from base 1 to 399 and encodes 132 amino acids. The transcript has a single exon.
AUGGCCAAAGCUCCACCAGUCAAGAAGAGGAAGAGGGCUGAGCACGUUGAAAACAAUGUUACGGAUGAGUUAUCGUCUACGAAUGCUGUCGAGAACUCUACGCAAGCGCAGGUUUCCGCUACCAGUACUGUAAGUGCUGGCAAUGGCUUCGGAGAGGUUCAUUUGACAGAAGAACCCUCAACGAGGAGUAUAUACGCUGGCGAUCGUGUCGAAAGAAACGACGAGUUCUCUGGUAGAGGCCUACUGCCAAUUAAGCACAAAAAUGCUGUUGGGACUUCGUAUGCUCAACCGGCUAUAUUUACUGGACAGGUAAUGCUUGACGAGCAAAGUCAAGACAAAUUCGGAAAAGUACAGAUUUUCUCAUCGCAGAAGCUGCCCCAGCCAUUCCUCGACAGAUGA